This is a messenger RNA of Oryza sativa Japonica Group (Japanese rice), 1006 nucleotides long. Lineage: Eukaryota; Viridiplantae; Streptophyta; Magnoliopsida; Poales; Poaceae. The record is from RefSeq and is a predicted model, not a curated record.
UCGGGGUCACCCCCAACCUCCAGCCCGGGCCAGCAACUGCCAUGGCCGCCCAAGCCGCCCUCGUCGCCGCCCCUCCCCGCGCGCCUCCCGGUUCCCGCGCACGUGCGGGCGCGGUCCACCCCACGUCCUCUCCUUCCUCCACUUUAUCCCCCAUUUUCCCCCAAAAAUCGGCGCCGUUCGAGCCCCACUCGCCCACGUCGCCGGAGCUCCAUCCGCCGGCCGUUGCCGCCCGUCCGGCCACGAUUUCUCCUCCCCGAGCCUAUAAAAAUGAUCCCCGUGCCACCCUCCCCCUUUUCCCCAAUUUUCCCGAACCCGCUGCACUCCCUACCGCUCUCCCCACGUUGCUCCCGCGCUCCGCCGCUUUCCGGCAAGCUCCGGCUGCACGCCGCCGUAGCUGUAGCCGCCGCCGCGCCGCGCCGCUUGCACCGUCAGCUCCGCUGCGUCGUGCCGCACCCCGGCAUCCACCCCGUUCUCUCCUUCCACCCCCGCAGCACCAUUCCCACCGCGAGGCCGAGCUUCCACCGCCGUUCGCCGCCCCAGCCGCCCGCUACUGCCGCCCUAGGGGCCGCAGCGCCGCGCCGUUUGUGUCGUCGGCAUCGCGGUGCCGAGCUCUACCCCGGCCUCCACUCCGUUUGCCCUCUCCAACUCCGAAACGCCGCCGCCACGUGCGUCAUCCCUCUUCACCACCUCUCUCCGCCGCCGCCGCCGACUCCAGCCGCGUCGCGCCGCCGCUUCGGUUGACGUCGACUCGCGCCGUUGCCUCCCUCAGCUCCGCAAGGACGAGGAGGACCUCGGCCGCCGCCCCUCUUCGCCGGAAAUCUGCCGGAGCUCCUCCUUCCUCGGUCGCCGGUCAAGGGCGACCCCGUCCGCCCUCCGUCCUCGCAAGCCGCCAUUGGGCAAUCGUCGUCGCCGUCCUCUUCCUCCGCGUCGGCCGCCGCUUCCGCGUGUAGUUUCCGUCGUUUCGGAAGUCCGCGGUCGCGAGGAAAAGAGUUCGGAAGAUUGUUUG